AUGUGUGGCAUCCUUGCUUUACUACUUGCCAACACGGCGUCUAAUGGCGCAGCGACAGACCUCCACGAAGCCCUCUACUUCCUUCAGCACCGAGGUCAAGAUGCCUGCGGUAUUGCGACAUGUGCAGCCGGUGGACGAAUAUACCAGUGCAAAGGAAAUGGAAUGGCUGCCAGAGUAUUUCAAGAUGGAUCAAGAAUAGCUGAUUUGCCUGGGUCUAUGGGUGUAGGACAUCUGCGAUAUCCUACCGCAGGAAGUAGUGCCAAUGCUGAAGCUCAACCGUUUUACGUGAACAGUCCUUAUGGUAUAUGCAUGGCUCACAACGGCAACCUCAUCAAUGCCCCAGAGCUAAGAGAGUUCCUGGAUUUGGAGGCACAUCGACAUAUCAAUACAGACUCGGAUUCAGAGCUCAUGCUCAAUAUCUUUGCGAACGAGCUGAAUGAGACUGGAAAAGCAAGAGUUAAUGAGGAUGAUAUUUUCAAAGCGCUCAGCAGGAUGUACGAUCAGUGUAAAGGCGGUUGGGCAUGUACUGCCAUGCUUGCUGGUUAUGGUAUCAUUGGUUUCCGGGACUCUUACGGCAUUCGACCUCUAGUGCUUGGCUCCCGACCCUCAGUGCAAGGUGAAGGUGACGAUUACAUGAUGGCCUCUGAAUCGGUCGCUCUGGAGCAGCUUGGGUUCAAGAUCAUCCGAGACAUAAUGCCUGGAGAGGCAGUUAUCAUCGAAAAAGGCGGUGAACCUCAUUUCAGACAAGUCCAGAAGCCAAAGGCAUAUGCUCCUGACAUCUUUGAAUUUGUCUAUUUCGCACGACCUGAUUCUGUCAUCGACCAGAUCAGUGUACAUCGUAGCAGGCAGCAAAUGGGUGUCAUGCUAGCCAAGAAUAUCAAGAACAGACUGAGCCAGCAAGAACUGGACGAGAUCGAUGUAGUCAUCCCUAUUCCCGAGACAUCUGUCACUUCAGCUGCCGUUGUGGCGAAGGAGCUUGGCAAGGAGUUUACUGGUGGCUUCAUCAAGAAUCGGUAUGUCUUCAGAACAUUCAUCAUGCCGGAACAAAAACAGCGCGUCAAAGGUGUUCGAAGGAAACUUAACCCCAUGGCCAUUGAGUUCAAGAAUCGCAACGUGUUACUUGUCGACGACAGCAUUGUUCGUGGUACUACUAGCCAUGAGAUAGUGAACAUGGCAAGAGAAUCCGGAGCCAAAAAAGUACAUUUCGCAAGUUGUGCACCCCCAAUUACUCAUGCUCAUAUUUAUGGCAUUGAUUUGGCAUCGCCAUAUGAGCUUGUAGCACAUAAUCACCAAGGUGCCGAUGCCAUUGCGAAACAUAUUGGCGCAGAUAGUGUGAUCUACCAGUCACUUGACGACCUGAAAAAGGCAUGCAUCAUGGCUGCUGCAGAUUCUGGCGCAGUUGAUGCUCCGUCGAAUUUCGAGGUCGGAGUAUUCUGCGGCACGUAUGUCACUCCUGUGGACCGUGCUUACUUUGAUCAUUUGGAGCAAAUUCGUGGCCAGAGCAGGAAACUCAAAGUCGAGGAAGAAGCUCGCCGUGCUGUAGCUUCGGGUGUCGCAGGACCACAGCAGCUUCAGGUUGCUGCGAAUGGAGCUGUCGUCGAGACUAAUGGUCAAGUUGUCCCUGCUGAACCUGCCGACGGAAAAAUCGAGGUGCCUGCCAAUAAUCAUAUGACGAAUCAUGAAGAGGCUGAAAGUCCUUCUGUAAAGACUAGAAUGGACAUCAGCAUUCACAACAUUGGCGACUAUCAGAGGGAACACUAA
Lithohypha guttulata is the source of this 1761-nucleotide messenger RNA. RefSeq names its product amidophosphoribosyltransferase (gene ADE4). Gene Ontology annotation, biological process: purine nucleotide biosynthetic process; purine nucleobase biosynthetic process. The record is from RefSeq and is a predicted model, not a curated record. The transcript has a single exon. Bases 1 to 1761 code for a protein of 586 amino acids. Gene Ontology annotation, molecular function: amidophosphoribosyltransferase activity. NCBI's taxonomy places the organism in Eukaryota, Fungi, Ascomycota, Eurotiomycetes, Chaetothyriales, Trichomeriaceae. Gene Ontology annotation, cellular component: cytoplasm.